AUGAACCUCUCCCAAAUCACCCUCCUCCUUCUCUCCCUCCCCCUGACCCUCACCCAGCGCACCCCCGAAGAAAACCUCAUCCUCGCCGACUGCGGCAUCGGCCUGGGCCACAACGGCGGCUCCACCUCCCGAGAGAUGAUCUACUACUCCGGCCCCGUCUGGACUGGCAACGGACUCGACACCUAUCGCCCAAAGAUGAUGGUCAACGUCCCCUGGACCGGGGCCUACCCCUGGGGUCAAAAGGGAGGCGUCUCCGCCACCAUGCCCAACGGGGAUGUGUUCACAGUGCACAUCAACCCCAACAUCAAGGACCCAAAUGCCGCGGGUGACGCGUGGCAUAAAUACGAGCUGGAAAAGCCCCUGAAGUGCUACUCGUAUCACUAUGACAAGGUUUACCGGCUGGAUGAUGGGAAGUGGUGCUCAAGUGCGUAUGUUUGUAAUCAUUUGGGAAGGCCGUAUGUGCCUCCCAAGUGUGAUGCGCUGUGA
Messenger RNA from Podospora pseudocomata, 486 nucleotides. RefSeq lists its product as uncharacterized. NCBI's taxonomy places the organism in Eukaryota, Fungi, Ascomycota, Sordariomycetes, Sordariales, Podosporaceae. The record is from RefSeq and is a predicted model, not a curated record. The coding region runs from base 1 to 486 and encodes 161 amino acids. The transcript has a single exon.